Messenger RNA from Geosmithia morbida, 1629 nucleotides. RefSeq names its product Major Facilitator Superfamily. The record is from RefSeq and is a predicted model, not a curated record. Gene Ontology annotation, cellular component: membrane. Gene Ontology annotation, biological process: transmembrane transport. Gene Ontology annotation, molecular function: transmembrane transporter activity. NCBI's taxonomy places the organism in Eukaryota, Fungi, Ascomycota, Sordariomycetes, Hypocreales, Bionectriaceae. The coding region runs from base 1 to 1629 and encodes 542 amino acids. The transcript has 2 exons.
AUGUCGCUCACCAUUGAACUCGGCGGCUACGACGAAGAUGUGCCGUUUCUCAGCCCCCUGGCACGCCACAGCUUCGAUGUCCAACAGGAGACUGACGACUCGCAAGAUAGCGACAGCAGCUCUGUCGAUGAUGAUGAUGAUGACGACUCGUCAUCACGCAGGAUCACCGGAGCAGCAUGGUGGCAGGCUAGCUCUCCCUCGUCCAUCGUCAUCUUGCUCGCCCUCGUCAAGUUCACCUGCGUCCUGUGCGGCCUCCUGAUGAUGAUGCCGGUCUACCAGUUCAUCGAGGAUACCUUUUGCCACAUACACUACGGGGACGAUUCGCCGGGCUUCAUGGAUGAGAUGGCCUGCAAAGUGGACGAGGUGCAAUCGUCGUUAGCCUUGAUGACGGGGUGGCAGGGGCUUUUGGGUGGGGUCAUGAAUCUGAUCACCGCCUACCCCUACGGAUUACUGGCCGACAGGAUCGGCCGCAAGCCUACGGCCCUCUUCGCCUACGCCGGCAGCGCUGCGUCCUUCUACUUGACGCCCCUGGCCAUGGGCCCGUCCAAGUACCUCGUCCGCGAGAGCCCGUACAUCAUGCUGUUCGGCACCGCUUUCGUGCUUCUCGGCGGCGGGAUGCAUGUCUUCUUCUCUACGAUGUAUGCCAUGGUGUCUGAUGUGAGCACGGACAAGGACAAAGCUUCCAACUUCCUGUACAUCACCAUCGGGUCCGCGGCAGGCGGUCUCAUCGGUCCGCUCCUUGCCGGUCUCUUGAUGGAGAAGUUUGGGCCGUGGGUUCCCGUCACGAUCGUCCUGUACAUCUCGCCCGUCGUGUUUCUCAUCUUUCUCUUCAUCCCCGAGACGCGCACCGGCAAGGAGAUGAAGGGCGAACCGACCUCAUCAAAACCCGCCUACGACGACGACCAGCCGACUCUGGUCGUGAUCAAGGGUCACCUGAAGGACGGACUUGUCGACAUGCGCAAGUCGCUGGUGAUCCUGCGCGACCGCAACGUCCUCCUGUGCCUCGUCACCUUCUUCUUCAUAAACGCUCGCUGGACGGCCAGCUCGUCGACGCUAGCGCAGUACAUCAGCAAGAACUUCGAGUGGAAGCUAGCCGAGGCCAGCAUACUGCUCUCCCCUCUAGGACUGGUCGAGAUGCUCGUCCUCGCUUCUCUGCCGUUUCUGUCCAAGAGGCUCAUGUCGAGCCGUAGGGGCUGCACCGCAUUCGACAAGGACAUGCUCAUCUGCCGCAUGUCCUUCCCCAUGCUCUUCCUAUCGGCUCUGAUCCGCGCCGUGAGCCCCAGCGUCGUACCUUUUCUGUUCGGCCUAUUCGUCGGGGCCUUUGGGGCCGCCCAGAUUCCCGUCGCCAGAGCCAUCAUGUCGGCCCAUGUCAACCCGGCCUACACCUCGCGGCUGUACGCGCUCACCUCCAUGGUUGAGAUUGCCGGGACCGUCGUGGGGGCGCCGGUGCUGGCAUGGUGCUUCAAACGUGGCAUGAAACUUCAGGGUGUGUUGACGGGACUUCCCUGGCUCUACCUCUCGCUCGUGUAUCUGCUCUCGUGGGUGGCGCUGGGGUUCGUGCGCCCGCCACCCAUGAAGACUUUGGAGAAGGAUGGUGCAUGUCGUCUGGACGGCGAGUACGGAGUUUAG